AUCUGCAGUGAAAGACAGAGAGAGAGAGAGAGAGAGAGAAAGGGUUUAAGCUCUCCAAGAAAUGGAAGACCUCGCAUCGCAGCAAAACUCUCACAAACACCCACAACAACAUAUAUAUAGAUAGAUAGAUAUAUUAUAUAUAUGACUGAAGCAGUUUCAUCUAUUAUUCAAAGAUGACAGCUUUCAAUUCUCUCUCUAAUCUUUCUGUUUAGAAGAAGAUAGCCAAAUCCCCCCCCGGUUUCUUUGACAACCAUCUUCCUCAAAUCAGGUUAACAGUUCAAUAUCAUCUAUAAAAAUGACUUUGUCUGGAUUGGCUGGUAGCCCAUCAAGAUUCCACCUACUUGCACAAGGCCGGGGUUCUCAUUCUAAGAGUGUUUCAGCUUUUCCGGAUAAUGGAAAAUUAAGGAUGUUAACUUAUCUACAAAGAAAUAACUGGGCUGGUUCUAUUAAGAGAUGUAGCAUACGAAAAACCUGUGUGUUUAAGUGUGCAAUGGAUGCUUCCUUUGGCGAUGCCGCUAAUGACCCAACUGCUAUAUUUCCCAGAAUCAAUAUAAGGGACCCUUAUAAACGACUUGGAAUAAGUAGGGAAGCUUCUGAAGACGAAAUCCAAGCUGCUAGGAAUUUCCUAAUGCAAAGAUAUGGAGGGCACAAGCCAAGUGUUGAUGCAAUUGAAUCAGCCCAUGACAAAAUAAUCAUGCAAAAGUUUUACGAAAGGAAGAACCCAAAAAUUGACAUCAAGAAAAAGGUUAGGGUAGUAACUCAGUCCCGUGUCGUGCAGGCAGUCACAAGCAGGUUCCGAACUCCAUCUAAAAAUUUCAUUAUAAAAACAUCGGCAGCUUUCGUUGUUCUUGGAGCUCUCACUUUUCUUUUUCCAACGGAAGAAGGCCCAACUCUUCAGGUAGCCAUUUCUCUGAUGGCUACUAUAUAUUUUAUAUAUGAUCGACUAAAAAGCAAACUGCGUGCUCUACUAUACGGGGUUGGAGCUUUUAUUUUCUCGUGGCUGGUCGGAACCUUCUUGAUGGUGUCUGUGAUUCCUCCUAUAAUUAAAGGGCCAAGGAGUUUGGAAGUUGCUACUUCAUUGAUAACUUAUGUGCUUCUAUGGGUUUCUUCUACUUACUUGAAAUAGUGCCAGUUCUCUUAUAACACUUCCAUCAAUGGACAACCAAAAUUUUCCUUACUCUUUAAUCUUGAUUUAGAGAUAGAGUUGUGUUAUGUUCAGAAUUCACACAGUGUGCUUGUAGUUGUCCUCUAUUACAUUUUAUGAGCACAUUUUUGAGAUCAGGAGUUGAGCAUAAGAGGGUUUUUUUAGUUGAGUGGGUCAAGGUGUGUGCAUUGCUUGCUGAACUGGUGGGUGGACACUGGACAGAAUAGAUACAGAUACUGAGAUACUGCUCAUUCAUGAGUUUCUAAUAGUCAUAUUUCCUCCAA
This is a messenger RNA of Camellia sinensis, 1428 nucleotides long. Its product is annotated as DnaJ (DUF3353). The record is from RefSeq and is a predicted model, not a curated record. Lineage: Eukaryota; Viridiplantae; Streptophyta; Magnoliopsida; Ericales; Theaceae. Gene Ontology annotation, cellular component: chloroplast membrane.